Messenger RNA from Chaetomium strumarium, 1217 nucleotides. RefSeq lists its product as uncharacterized. The transcript has 2 exons. Lineage: Eukaryota; Fungi; Ascomycota; Sordariomycetes; Sordariales; Chaetomiaceae. Bases 35 to 1144 code for a protein of 369 amino acids. The record is from RefSeq and is a predicted model, not a curated record.
GGUCCCGCUGCAACGCCAGCAGCCGACAGCCACAAUGCUUCCUCCCGUCGACGAAUCGGUCCUGCAGGCCAAUCCAGAGUUUGCAACGCUCUAUUCCAAACUCACAAUCGAUAUACUCAAUCCUGAUGGAUCCACCAGAAAAGGCCCCGGCGCAGACGAGCGCAGGUCGGUUACAGAAGAACUGAACGAAUACCGGCUCGAAGCUGCCAAACAACAUCUCCUUUGCGAUGCGAUAUCCAUCGCAAACCCGCAGUCCCUCCAACCCAAGCAUGCCCCGGCGCCAUCCUUGACGAGGCGGCCACGACCGCAGCAGCAGACGUCGUCCCAAGCUCCAGAGCUCCCAGAAGCGCUGAUCGACCUCCUCCUGCUCCUCUCGUCGCUCCUUGCCACCUCACCCACCGAUCUGUCUCCCGAAUCUGUUGCCUUACUCCUCUCCAACCCGCCCCUGUCCGACUUCCCAGCCCACCUCCCACAGCUCGCAGCCCUCGUCUCCCACACACUCCACUCGUCCGCCGUACACCUCGCGCGAAUAGCCAACCCUUCCACCAACCCGUCCUACGUCCACCGCUCCAUCCCCUCCCUCCCGACCCACGCCGCCUCCCUCUCAAUGGGCAUCACCAACCUCAACGCAGAACUCACCGGCUCCCGACUAGCCGCUGCUUCCGAGCUCACCACGCUCUUACACAACCAAACGGGCGCCCUGUCCCAGCUCCUGCGCGCACUAGAAGCGAAGCACGGGCCCGUGGCGCGCUCGCUCGAGUUCCGCGCCACCGAGGCCGCCCUCACGGCGCAGCGCCAGCAGGCCGAGGCCGAGUCGACGCUCUGGCUCGCCCGGCGCGAGACAUACACCCCCCAAGCGGCGCAGGCGCUGCGGAAUUAUGCGAGCCACCUAAGGGACGCAAGGGCGCGGUUGAGCGAGGCGGUGCAUGCGCUUAGGGGGGAGCUGGAGGCGUACGGUGUUACUAUCGCUGAUGGUGGUGAUCAUCAUGAUGAUGGUGGGAAACGGGAAGGCAGUGGAGGUGGAAGAGGUGGUGGGGGGAAGGACAAGGAAAAGAUCAUGCGGGAGAUGGCGCGGGUGUAUCGUGACAUGGGACGGCAGAUGGAGGAGGUAAGGGGGGAUUUGGUGCGGUUGGGCAGGGCAUGAGUGUGUGGCCACAUGAAACGGGAGGGAGGUCUGUUUCCUCGGUCGCGCAGAGAUGAGCAAAGGGUGACGCGGG